Messenger RNA from Mercenaria mercenaria, 2508 nucleotides. RefSeq lists its product as uncharacterized. Lineage: Eukaryota; Metazoa; Mollusca; Bivalvia; Venerida; Veneridae. Bases 1006 to 1971 code for a protein of 321 amino acids. Gene Ontology annotation, cellular component: cytoplasm. The transcript is spliced from 5 exons. The record is from RefSeq and is a predicted model, not a curated record. Gene Ontology annotation, biological process: DNA catabolic process. Gene Ontology annotation, molecular function: 3'-5'-DNA exonuclease activity; nucleic acid binding.
AAGAUUGUAAAGAGCGUCAUCAGCCACCGGCAGUGCUCAACCUGCAACUGGUGGAGACGUCACCGACCUGGCCAGCCACUACGGCAACAUCGCUGUGUACGGAACCACUCCGGUAGUGCCCGUUCUAUGGAGAGUGAAAGUGGAGAGAAAGCUAUACUUGAUCUAGCUAAAGCAGGCACCCCGGUGGAAAUCCUUGAAGGUGAUGGUGACAACACUUUAUUGGCCAGACUGAAAAGCAAGCAUGGAAUUAGUCUGAAAAAGAAAUAUGACAAAAACCAUGUGAUCAAAAACUUAGGCAAAAGCUUGUAUGGUUUACAAAAUGAGAAGGGAAUCAAAUAAGCAAGAUAUCAAUAAGUCAUAUCCAAAAGUGUGUCUCAUAUGCCCUUUCAAAGAAUAGCGGGGACUUACAUGGAUUACAAGAGAAUCUGAGAGCAAUUAUUCCUCAUAACUUCGGUGAUCAUCAGUUAUGUCAGCCAAGGUUUUGUGGUUAUCUAAGGAAUAAAGAUGUAACCUAUGUUCACCGUUCACUACCCUACAAAUCUAGUUUGACUGGUGAGACAUUGAGAAAACGGCUAGAGGACAUUAUGACACCUUUCAUUGCCAAAGCGAGCCAGCUCAUUGAAUUGGGAUCCAGUCAGCAGUGUGAGCACGCCAACCGUGAGGUAUCGCUCAAAGCUCCAAAGAACAUCUACUAUGGCGGGACUGAGGCUUUAGACUUUAGAGUACAGGCCACAGCAGCUUUUAUCAAUGAAGGCAGGAACUAUAUAGUAGAGUUACUACGUUUUGCAGUUGAUAGUUACAUUGUUUGGUUGUCUUCUACAGUUACAAGUAAACAAAAGUGCUGAUUUGUCCCCUGGACACCACACACAAAAGUAUGCAAAGCAGUGUGCCAGCAAACGCAAAAAAAGUCAAGAAACGUUCUGUAAGCCUUCUGCAAAAGGAAGACGUUUAUUCCUGAAGAAAGAGCGUGCUGUCAACCAGUCGGCUACAGAGUCACUGGAAGGCAUGACAUAUCAGUCAGAAGUUGGCCAUGAAGAUUGUACUGACAUAGACAGAAUCCCUGAUCCUAUACCGCGUGGAGUAUUCAAGCCAGUCUGUUCAAGUGGCGAACCAUCGUACAUCACUGUGGACCUUGAAACUACAGACCUUAUUCGAGGAGAGGUGUAUCCUCAUAUAACACAGAUAGCCGCCAAACAUGUGAGCACAGAGAAGAGCUUCAGUUGCUAUGUGUUACCCAAACUACCGAUGAGUGCCUCUGCCGAACAAGUGACUAAAAUUGUUGUGACAAAUAGUAGUGAUAUGUUUGUAAAUGGUGUUCCUGUUGAAACUAAAACUAUUGAAUCAGCACUCAGAGAAUUGUUUAGCUGGCUGAAACAGUUCAGAAACGUGUUUCUAAUUGCACAUAAUGGAAAACGUUUUGACUUUCCUAUCAUUAUCAACGCCUGCUUAGCUACUGGAAUGUUUAGUGAACUUUGUGCAUGUGUAAUAGGAUUGGUAGACACUCUUCCAGUAUUUAAAUUCGUAUGUCCUAAAAGGGAGUCUUACAAACAGGAGGAUCUGGCCCGUACAUUGCUUUCCAAAGUGUAUAACGCUCUUGAUGAUGUCAAGUGUUUGUCAGAGCUGGUCAGUUACGCUGUGAAACAUGAUGAAAAGUGUGUAGUAGUGAAGAGUUUUCCUCCUAGAGAUGUCAAACACAGCAUGGAAUCCAACAUAGAGAAAAAGAAAAACAUGCCAUCUCUUUCUGUUCUGGUAGCAAAUGGUGUCAUGAAGUCGUCCACUGCCGACAAUGUGGCUAGCUCGGGGUUAAAUUUCAAACAUUUACAUACAAUCUUUCUACGUAAGGGAGAAGAUGGACUGUACAAUGUAUUUACUAUGAGAAACAGUGAAGGGUUGCCAAGAGUGACAAAUUCUAAGAGGGUUUUGGAGGCUGUAAUUCCAAAAUUAGUGUCGUAUUUUGAAGGCAAAAAUUAGGUUUGUUCGUCAAUUCAAGGUCAAACAUGUACUAUGUCUUGAUUAAUUUUAUAAAUAAUUUGACACUAGUUCAAGUUAUUUAUCUUUCAAAGAAGUAUUGAAUCUUUCAGAAGAGUACUGUAUUUAUGAAUAAUGUAUGGCAAGCAAACUAGAUACUUAUUUUUGUGAAAAUAAUCGUGAAAGACAUUUCGAGCAUUUUUUUCAUGAAAAAAUUGUUAUCGUAAUUUUAGGGGAUACCUUUUUGCUUGGACUUAUUUAAAAAAAAUAGAUGGUAAAAGUUUUUGAUUUUCAUAUAUCUUAUUGCCUACACUUUGAGGAAAAUUUUAAUACCAAAAUUACAUUAUUACAUACCUUUGAAUGUAUAAAUUUUGAACUUUGAAACAAAUAGUUGAAAAAAAUUUCAUCCCACAAGUCGUCAGUUUUAGCCCAUAUCGCUAUAUAUUUUUGCUUAUAUUUUAUGAAAGCCUUGUUUACUAUACAUGGAUUGUUGUUUUUUGGUACAAUAUAUAUAUAGAGGAAUAGAAUACCUGCUAGAAA